AUGGACUCCUCCAGUCCUCAAGAGGAGUACACCACCAUCCUGCCAGACUUGCAAAAGAAAGCACUAUUUCAAAAGUCACGCCUGUUUCUUGAACUAGCUUCAGUCGGCGAAGACGAUGAUACCGAGAUUUUACUGGAGGAAGAUGAUGAUGAACUUGGUGCCAUAAAAGAAUUUCAUCCCAAACCUCUGGGUGGAGCUACGAAGGCUGCUGGGAAGCUGGGAAUGCUGUGGGAUGAUGCUGAGUCAAUUGUGGGAGGACAGCUGAUCUACCUGGCUGACUCCCGCAAAGUUCACCCCACAGCACAAAAAGACAAACCCACCGAGAAUCAGGAGGUGAAAAUAGCUGGUGUUGAACGGCCGAUUGACGGUGAGCUGUUGAAACCGUACGAAACCAAUCAAAAGGUGUUUUCAUUCCUGUUGCCUUUGGGUGGUCUCAGUUCUCUCACACGACACUUACCACUUUUGAGACUGCCAUCACCCCCACCAGAAUUGCGAGAACUCAGUGAGAAUAUUGAGAAUAAGUUAGUCAAGCAACAGCUGAUUAGUACUGUUGAUGAUGCGAAAUAUUUCAGCCUGGUCGACCAUCUCGAUAAUGUCCGAUUUCGAGCUGUGAAGCACUCUUUAACCAACAAAAUUGACGACGUUGUGCCUGGCUUCAUCAAACGCGAUAAAUCGUGGGAGCUGGUAUAUUCAGAGAUCAAGGGUAACAUCGUAUUGCUUGGGGGCUACAGAGGCCUGGUAUUACGAGAUGCUAAGACGCACAAGCGUGUGUGGGUCCCUUUAACUGCCGGUUUGAAGCUUCGUAAAGUAAACCUUUUACUCGGUCCAUCCGAUGAAGAUGAACUCAAGGCUACAGAUACAGUUGUACCCGAUGGAGUCCUCAAAAACGUUGGACCUGUGGAUCUUUGUAAGAAAUUCCUCAAAAAGCUUAAGGCCAAUCCCAACGCCAACGUACAUGAUUUUGGCUAUGAUUGGCGGCUCUCAGGUGACAUAAUCAGUCAGCAACUUGUUGAUUUCCUUCAAAAACUAAAGGAUGAAACAGGCGAGGGCACAAUUGUCAUUGGUCAUUCUAUGGGGGGUAUGAUGGCUCAUGGAGCACUUCAAUUACGCCCUGAUCUAUUCAGAGGCCUCCUCUAUGUGGGCAGCCCUUCUGAAUGUCUCAACAUUUUGGGACCCAUUCGUUACGGUGAUAAUGUCAUCAUGUCAGACAAAGUUCUCACAUUUGAAACUAACUUUAUGAUGCGAUCUCUGUUCAAUUUCCUUCCUUUACUGGGGCGUGUGUUUUGCAAUAUGAAUAAGAACGAGUAUUACGAUCUUGACUACUUUGACCCUGAUGUAUGGGUCGAGUAUAAUUUGAACCCUCUUGUGGCAAAGAAACGUCAGGAACGUGAACAGCGUCAAAUGCUGUCUUCAGUACUGCCGACAGGUACGCAACUGCCAUCGGGAGCGCAAUCGCCAACGAGCUUUACGUCUCGCGAUAAGUCAAGCAAUCAUUUCGGCCUUUCUAGCUUCAGUUACGCUCUCAAGAUUGCUAAACGGAAGACUCUGAACUCAUUGCUGGGGUUGGGCAGUUCUCCUACCAGUCUGAUAGCCACUCUAGAUGACGAUUCCGAUGAAGAAGAAAAGUAUAGCUUCACAUUUGCCGAGUCCUAUGAUUAUCUUAAGCGCACAUUAAUUCGCACGCGGAAAUAUAUCGAUGGUCUCGAGUUCAAACCCGAACUUGAACAUAAAUAUCCACCUUUGGCAGUGGUGUAUGGUAACAAGGUGCCUCUGGUUCGAGGACUGAACGUGAGAAGCCGACAAGACAUUAAAGACGGUAACUACUAUGAAUUCUUUUACGGUCACGGCGACGGCGUUAUCCAUCAAAAGUGGUUAUUGCCGGAGCGGAAGGGGUUCAGGUUCUACGAUGCUGAAACGGGUGAAGGUGAAAUAGUCGGCAAAUUUGCUCUGGAUUGCGGUCAUGUCGAUCUUAUGACUGAUUUCAAGGCAAUGGGCGAAGGCUUGGCAGCAAUCGUUGAAGCUGAAAAACACUGGCAUCGCAAACUUGAAUGA
Messenger RNA from Diutina rugosa, 2052 nucleotides. Its product is annotated as esterase/lipase family protein. The transcript has a single exon. Lineage: Eukaryota; Fungi; Ascomycota; Pichiomycetes; Serinales; Debaryomycetaceae. Bases 1 to 2052 code for a protein of 683 amino acids. Gene Ontology annotation, molecular function: triacylglycerol lipase activity. The record is from RefSeq and is a predicted model, not a curated record.